UCGAAAGGAUAAUUAUCAACGAUAAUUAUCACGAUAAUUAUCACGAUAAUUAUCGUGAUAAUAACAGGUGGAUAAUUAUCAAUUGAUAAUAACAAAAAAUUGCGUCUGUGAAAUAAACUAUAUUCUAAGUAUCCAAACGUGUAUUUCUGCGCUUGUUGCGUCUAUCCGAACGCACGUCUAGCCGCGACACGGGGAUUCCCCCAAUUCACAAAAAAUGUCAGUUGGUGUUAUGUAAAGUCAAGUGAACUCGAAUGUCAUUGGUUUAUUAAGUUAAAUAUUGUUUAGUGUGUUGAAUUUGAACAAUGCCGCGCGAGAAAGAUCCAGUGUGGUCAUUCUUUAGUUGCACGAAGACAAAAAAUACUGGGUUAUGGGCUCGGUGCAAAAAAUGUGACAAAGAGAUGCAAGGAAUACUAAAUAGAAUGAAAUCUCACGUAAAAGUAUGUCAGCCGCAAGUACACAUAGCAGAACCAGAUCCACAGCCAUCAUUGCCAUCAACCAGUUCCAGUUCAGUUCAGUCUCAGUCACAUCUGACUGGGCAAAACACAGGCAAAACAAUAGAAGCUAGUGAAGAAACUGGAAGUAGCCGAAAGCAGUUAUCUACACAAUCGAAAAUACUAUGUCUUAAAAAUUCCGAAGUCAUAACAACAACCAAGGAAUAUAAGCAAAAAAUUGAUAUGCAGGUCGGAAAAUACUUUUACGCGACUAACACUCCAUUCAAUCAUGUUGAACACGAAGAGUUUAAAAAAUUAUGCGCCCUUUUACGUCCUGGGUAUAGACCUCCAUCAGCAUAUGAAAUAGGCAAUCCCAUAUUAGAAAAAAAUUAUGCUGAGACAAUGACUAUAUGUAAAGAAAAACUUACGAAUCAAACAGUUUGCAUGUCUCAGGAUGGCUGGAGCAAUGUUCAUACUGAACCUCUGGUUUGCAGCAACAUUGUUACUGCUCAAGGCGACUCAAUUUUUGUUGAUUGUGCGGAUACAAAAGAAAAUCCACACACAGCUCUUAAUUUGAAGGACAUCGCACUAAAAUCAAUCGCUAAAGCUAAGCAGGAAUUAGGCGUUACUGUUAGAAGUUUUGUCACAGACAGUGCUGCUAAUGAGCGAUUACUGCGGAGUCAUCUUGAGAAAACUGAAGACGUGGACAUAAUACAAUAUGGAUGUUCAGCUCACAUCUUAAAUCUACUGGCUAAAGAUUUGGAGAUCCCUGCCGUUACCGCAUCGAUAAUGAAAGUAAUAAAAUACUUUCGCAACCAUCACAUUCCAGCAGCUCUAUACAAACAAGCAGGUGGUAAAAAGUUAGUCCUCCCUCUAGAAGUACGUUGGAACACGAUGAACGACGCUAUUCGCUCGUAUCUGGAUAACAGAGGAAUUUUAGUUCAAGUUAGCCAAGACCAUAAAGACAAAAUCGAUAGGGAGGUUAUAAAAAUUGUGAAUGACUGUCAGAUUACAAUGAAUGCUGUAGAUUUCCUUAAAACAUUGUCACCCAUUGCAACAGCUCUCGACAGGAUGCAACGUAAUACUACCACAAUAGCUAUAGCUGUUGAAAUAUGGAAUAAACUCGAGUUUGACCUGUUGGGUAACAGUGCAUACCAAAAUGCAAAAACAAAGAAAAUCUUUUUGAGUCGUAGAGCAAUGGCACUGCAAGGCUUACAUUACGCUGCAAAUAUGGUAGAUCAUAGGUUCCUUGGUCGAAACCUAAACAAUGAACAGAAAAAACAAGCGUAUAACUUCAUAACUGCUGGAGAAGUUGAUGAAAACUUUGCUCCUUUCAUAAUGGCACUAACAGCAAAAGCUUACCCUUUUCCCAAAUUCAUGUUUGGCGAAACGUUCAAGAACACCUGCCCUAUUUUGUGGUGGACUUCCGUGACUCUAGAAGAUGAAGAGAGAUGGCCACAAAAAGAAAAGUUCGUAAAGUUUUGUGAACAGUUAUUAACCGCAAUAGCUUCAACUGCACCAUUAGAGAGAUGUUUUUCAUCAUUUGGGCUAGUGCAGUCAAAGCUAAGAAACAGACUGGGCAAUGAAAAGGCUGCAAAGCUGGUAUUCUUGUUUAAAUAUUAUAACCAAGAGGAUAAAACCAAGAAGCAAGAUCUUAGUUGGAUUUUAGAGGAACAAAUAAGUUCUACUGAAGCUGUAGCAACGACAAUGCCAAUGGAAAUAGAAUCACCAUCGGAUGAAGAUAUUCCUUUGGCUUCUUUGGUCAAGUAAUUUAUGUUCAAAUCUGACGAACACAGAUUUUCAUAAAUCUACUGUUAAUUAUUAGUGUUGAUUUGUGUAGUAUGUUAUGUAAGAAAAAUUAACAAUUUUUUUGUUUUUAAACAAUAAACCACUGAUAUUUCUUCUGAAACAAUUUUACAAAUGAUCUUUUAAUACUGGUGAUAAUAAUCGAUAAUUAUCCGAUAAUUAUCGGAUAAUUAUCGGAUAAUUAUCCGAUAAUUAUCACGGGUCGUUAUUAUCUUGAUA
This is a messenger RNA of Leguminivora glycinivorella, 2456 nucleotides long. RefSeq lists its product as uncharacterized. NCBI's taxonomy places the organism in Eukaryota, Metazoa, Arthropoda, Insecta, Lepidoptera, Tortricidae. The transcript is spliced from 2 exons. Gene Ontology annotation, molecular function: DNA binding. Gene Ontology annotation, biological process: regulation of transcription by RNA polymerase II. Gene Ontology annotation, cellular component: nucleus. The record is from RefSeq and is a predicted model, not a curated record. The coding region runs from base 303 to 2201 and encodes 632 amino acids.